AUGACCGUCAUCGGAACAUUGGCUCACGCGAUCCAGCCACUUGGUACUCAUGAGUACAUUCUGUUCGCACUAGGCAUAUGCCUUCUGGCAAGUUAUCCUAUUCCAUACUAUCUAUGUCUUUUCGCAUACAAUAUAUACUUCCAUCCUCUGUCGAAAUAUCCGGGUCCCCGAAUAGCAUCGGCAACUUCAUGGUGGCUUGCGCUGCCCUAUGUUCGAGGCGGGUUACACAAAUAUCUCCUUAAGCUACAUGAGCAGUAUGGCCCAGUCGUCAGGACAUCUCCCAAUGAAUUGUCUUUCAUUAACCCCGCCCAAUGGAAAGAAAUAUAUGGUCACAAACCACCCGGCCAUCUUGAGUUUUCCAAAGACGAGAAAUAUCACUCAGGUAUAAAGGGCGGGCCCCUUAUUCUCAAUGCCGAUCGGCAUUACCAUCAGUAUAUUCGGAAGUUGCUGAUACAUGGGUUCUCGGAGAAGGCAUUGAGGGAACAGGAGCCCGUUAUGCAACGAUAUAUCUCGGUGUUGUUUCAAAAGCUACAAGAAAUCAGCAGAAACGGAACGGCACCUAUUGAUAUUCUAUCGUGGUACGACUUUAUGACGUUUGAUCUCGUCGGAUUUCUAACCUUCGGCGAAUCCUUCGAUUGUUUAACCAACUCACGGCUUCAUAAAUGGAUAGAGGUUUUUUUCAGCUUUGCUAAACUAUUGGCGUUCAGUCAGGCAAUUGCUCGUCUUCCAUUUCUCGUCCAAACACCCCUCAAGCUAUGGGCCAUCCCAACAUCCGUCAAGUCGGACAUAUCAACGCUGCAGCAACUCAACACUGAAAAAAUCAAGCAUCGCCUUGAACAUGAAUCAGAUGUACCAGACUUUAUGGAUAAAUUGAUUGAAGCUUAUAAGGCGGGAAAAAUGAGUUUCCAACAGCUCACGGGCAAUGCAUCUACGCUUAUUUCGGCUGGGAGUGAGACCACAGCGACAUUACUAUCAGGCCUCACUUACCUCCUUUUGAAGAACCCCCGAGUGCUUCAGAUUCUAACGAACGAAGUGCGGGGGGCAUUCAGCCAUCCCGAUGAGAUUACGAUCGCUCGUGUCAAUAAAUGUCGAUAUCUACUUGCGUGUAUAGAGGAAGCCCUGAGAAUAUAUCCUCCCUCGCCUCAGCCCCACCAUAGGAUCAUACCACCAGGAGGGGCCAUGGUAAAUGGCGAAUAUCUACCCGAAGGCGUAUCUGUGGCUAUUCCCAUAUACGCGGCGAGCAGAAGCCCUUACAACUGGUCACAACCAGAUUCCUUCAUUCCCGAACGCUGGUUGGGCGAGGAUCCUCAGUUUAGCAAUGACAAGAGAGAUGCAUCUCAACCCUUCUCUUUUGGCCCACGGAAUUGUAUUGGGCGAAAUCUCGCCUAUGUGGAAAUGAAGAUAAUUGUUGCUAGGCUGAUGUGGCAUUUUGAUAUUGAGAAUGCGACAGAGGGGGAUUGGUUGGAUCAGAAGGUUUAUUUAAUUUGGGAGAAAGCCCCAUUAUGGGUCAAAUUGCAUCCAGUGCAAAGGAGUUAG
Messenger RNA from Hypoxylon trugodes, 1536 nucleotides. RefSeq names its product cytochrome P450. Gene Ontology annotation, molecular function: monooxygenase activity; heme binding; oxidoreductase activity, acting on paired donors, with incorporation or reduction of molecular oxygen. The record is from RefSeq and is a predicted model, not a curated record. The transcript is spliced from 6 exons. The coding region runs from base 1 to 1536 and encodes 511 amino acids. NCBI's taxonomy places the organism in Eukaryota, Fungi, Ascomycota, Sordariomycetes, Xylariales, Hypoxylaceae.